Scaptodrosophila lebanonensis is the source of this 1239-nucleotide messenger RNA. It is a transcript of the gene Or85d, whose product is annotated as putative odorant receptor 85d. Gene Ontology annotation, cellular component: plasma membrane. The record is from RefSeq and is a predicted model, not a curated record. Gene Ontology annotation, molecular function: olfactory receptor activity; odorant binding. The transcript is spliced from 3 exons. Bases 1 to 1239 code for a protein of 412 amino acids. NCBI's taxonomy places the organism in Eukaryota, Metazoa, Arthropoda, Insecta, Diptera, Drosophilidae. Gene Ontology annotation, biological process: detection of chemical stimulus involved in sensory perception of smell; sensory perception of smell.
AUGAGUAAGCAAGUGAAAGUGAAAGCGAUGGAAGGAAGUAAAAUCAUUGAGCUGAGCAGCUUUUUAAAGUACGCUGAUGCCUUUUAUCUAUCGAUUGGCUUACUAGUCUAUGACCGGGAAAAGGACAAGGGUACUCACAGCUGGUAUCACUCGCUGCUGCACUGGUAUUUCAUCCUGCAGAUGCUCAACUUGAAUUUUGCGCUGGUGACUGAGCUCAUCUACGUUUUUCUGGCCAUCAGUGGUGGAACCAAUUUCCUAGAGGCCACCAUGAAUAUGUCAUUUAUUGGAUUUGUCAUUGUGGGCGAAUUGAAGAUUUGGCUCAUUUGGCGGCAGCGCGAGCACCUAACUCUUGUGGUGAAUGAGCUGGAGCGACUGCAUCCCAGAAGCGCCAAAGAACAGGCAGUCUACAAUAUAAAGGAUCAUUUAAGUAGCUAUAGCCGCGUUAGCAUCUUCUAUUUCAGCAUGCACCUGCUUCUGAUUUGGACAUACAAUCUCUAUUGGGUCGCCUACUAUCUGAUUUACGAUUUGUGGCUAGGCGUACGGAAGUUUGAACGCAUGUUGCCCUACUAUUGUUGGGUCCCAUGGGACUGGACGGAGGGCAUGAGCUACUAUUUUAUAUAUGUGUCGCAGAAUAUUGCUGGACAGGCUUGUCUAUCGGGACAGUUGUCAGCGGAUUUGAUGAUGUGCGCCCUGGUAACCUUACUGGUCAUGCAUUUCAGGCAAUUGGGCUCACAAAUUGAACAAUUUAAGGCGGGCAUUGGUACUGAAAAACAGGACAUGAAGUUCCUUCACGCCGCCAUUCGAUAUCAUCAAAGAUUGCUGCAGUUGAGCGAUGAUAUCAAUAAUGUCUUUGGUGUCUCCUUGCUCUGCAAUUUCGUUUCAUCAUCGUUCAUCAUUUGCUUUGUGGGCUUUCACAUGACCAUUGGCGGCAAAUUGGACAAUGUCGUCAUGUUGGUGCUAUUCCUAUUUUGCGCCAUGGUGCAAGUUUUCAUGAUCAGCAACUAUGCUCAACGAUUGCUCGAUUCGAGCGAGUACAUUGGUCAAGCUGUAUAUAAUCAUGAUUGGUUCAAUGCCGACAUACUCUAUCGCAAAAUGUUGGUAUUAAUUACAAGACGCUCACAAAAACCGAGUCGUGUUAAGGCUACCAGUUUUCUCAAUGUUUCAUUAGUAACCGUGACGGAUAUACUUCAAUUGUCCUACAAGUUCUUUGCUCUGCUGCGUACCAUGUAUAUGAAAUAA